AUGGCGUCCAAGGCCAAAGGUGGUGGUCGUGCCCCAUGUCCAAUCUGCUUGGACAUCCUUGGCUCGGUGCAAACCCAUCUCCAUCACUACCCGUACGUCGAUCCGUCCGAUUUUAGUCCCCACGACGGAUGGGAGCUCAAGUGCGGCCACGUGUUUUGCAUUGGCUGCUUGCGUAACUGGAUCCAACACACUGUGUUGAGUGGCCCCCACAACGCUAAAGCAAGCGCCCCCAAUUGCCCCCAUCGUGGAUGUCUCCACGCAGUGCAGCCCCACCACCUCGACCGCGUCCUCGACCCCGACGCCGUCAAACGGUUCAAAUACCUCAUUACCCCUCGAGUACUGAAGUGCCCAACUACCUCGUGCUCGACUACUGUGAACGUACCCGGUCAUAUCCAUCAAGCACCUGUGUUGUGCCCUAAAUGCGCCCUGGAAUUCUGUGCCGCAUGUGGCCUGCGGUGGCAUGCCGAGUUUGAUUGUGCCAUGAACAAGCUGCAUCUGGAGGACGAAAAGGCGGCGGCAUUGCUCCAAGCCACCAUCGACAAGCUCCAGUGGAAACGCUGUCCGUGGUGCCGAGCCGUGGUCGAACGAGCGUCUGGCUGCGCGCACAUCACGUGUCGGUGCGGACACCAUUUCUGCUACAAGUGCGGCAAGGCCUGCAGCAGCGACCACUUCUCGUGCUGCCCCCCGUAA
Molecule: messenger RNA, 690 nt
Organism: Aphanomyces astaci
Lineage: Eukaryota; Oomycota; Saprolegniomycetes; Saprolegniales; Verrucalvaceae
Exons: 2
Coding region: 1-690 (229 amino acids)
Biological process (GO): positive regulation of proteasomal ubiquitin-dependent protein catabolic process; protein polyubiquitination; ubiquitin-dependent protein catabolic process
Cellular component (GO): ubiquitin ligase complex; cytoplasm
Molecular function (GO): ubiquitin protein ligase activity; zinc ion binding; ubiquitin conjugating enzyme binding
Source: RefSeq, a predicted model, not a curated record